AUGGCACCUACAGAUGCUGUACAAAUCAAGUCAGAGACUUUCGAAUCCUCUUCCUCUGAAGCUCUCACAAGAAUCACGCAACGGAGUACUGAGCGUCUCUCUCCGUCUUCAAAAGUGGUCUUUCGCCGAUUUCGUCGACAUGCCUCCUCAAUGAUGGAGACCCAAGCUGCUGGCGAAUCUUGCUGGGAACUGUUGGAGCAAGAAUAUCCCGAUCAUCUCGAGUGUUAUUACUGUCGAGACAUGCAUUCCAUGGAUGAAAUACACAAAUACGCGACUGGGUCGGCUGAAAGUAUUGUCUUCUCAGACCCGUGCUGGAAAAUGAAUAGCAGAGUACGCACAGCAACAUUCAUUCAUCCGAAUUUUAGUUUCACCGUUUUCCGAAUGAUCAUGAAACGUCAUCGCCAAGGAAAGAACUGCGACAAGGAGUUGAAUUUGCUUGCUUACCGAAGUGGAGCUGUAAGAGAAGGUGCUCAAGUCAAGCAAAUCGUUGCUGUACCGAAGAUCGUCGAUGGGAGAAUGUUCAUGCGCUCACAGACUAUAUAUGUCAUACCAUCGAAAGAGGGAAGUCAGAUGUACCUUGUGUGUAACAAUCUGGUCGAGUGUCCUCAUACGGAUGCGUUCAGUCGUGACAAUGGAGAAGUCACGCAUCGACUGUACCAAAGGCUUGCUGCCAUUGAAACGAUUCCGAGAGGUCGUUUGGAGAAGGUUAUGAGUUGUCAGUGCAGAUUCUGUCCGACUGAAUUCGAGAUCAACCUGCAGAGGUUCGAAGGACAGAGUGCUGUCAUUGUCGUCAAUAAAUGGCAAGAUCUCGGAAGUGGAUUGUCUCCCCUUCCUACAGAAUUGCCUCCUGUAGUUGGCCCGUCCAAAGUCAUCCGCAGGGCUCGAAGAGCAGAAACGCAAAACCUCCACCCUUCGCCACGAGCCGGAUCAGAGGAUUCCCAAGCUGUUUCUACUCUUGAACACAAAGAAGUAAAGGAAGUUUUCCGCAAGAGCAACUCGAUGCUAGCCAGAAUCAACAAGGCCCAGGAUUCUUUUUGGUGGGGAUACCUUGCCGCAUUCGGUUGUGAGGAACUACCCUGGCAAAGUACAAGGGAGGGAAGUGGGGAUCGAUUGUAA
Mollisia scopiformis is the source of this 1116-nucleotide messenger RNA. RefSeq lists its product as uncharacterized. The record is from RefSeq and is a predicted model, not a curated record. NCBI's taxonomy places the organism in Eukaryota, Fungi, Ascomycota, Leotiomycetes, Helotiales, Mollisiaceae. The coding region runs from base 1 to 1116 and encodes 371 amino acids. The transcript has a single exon.